GCCAUUUUGAGCUGAAAGUCCUAUACAAAGGUGUGUUGUAAACGGGUAGUCAUGAUCAUGUAACGUAGGCCUUUUCAGUGCAACGUCAUUUGCUAACCCCGCUUCUGUAUCGUUUUAGUCUUUGUCUCGUUGGUCAAGAAUCACAGCCAAAGGACAUUUCAAGUUGUAGAUGAUCAGAUAGAGUAUUGCCACAACAUUUAAGCAACCAAAGGUAACAAGCAUAAUAAUCGCAAAUUUAGUCUGUGAAAAAAACAGCCAGUUUAUCAUCAUACUGUAGAACACAAAUUUAUUCAAGUUCUUUAUUAGGAAACACAGAAUAUUCAUAGUCAAUUGUCUGAAGACUCUAGAAAUUUCAGGACCACAUCUCAACAUCCAUCAGUAUCUUAUCUUGGGUGUUUCUUAAAUUAAGAAGUGGAUCAUGUAGAUAUGAACAUACAGAUAGCAUUGGAACAUGUCAACUGAUGUGUGUCUACAGUUCAAUGGCCAGAGACAGUCAUUGACGUCUAUCCUCUGUGAAAUUAAACCUGAUUUAUACACCAUGAAAGAGGGUUUGGAAAUCAUGGAACUUCAUAAAAAGUUUUAUGAUGAAGCCGACUGUCACGGACCUGCGUCUAUGCAUUCUAGUGAACCCAGGACUCUUCCGGACGGAAGGAUUUGCAUGGAGAAAUUGGGAAGUAGAGGCUCUAGUAGUGGAAUGAACAAAGAAACCAAUAGGCUGGCAACGUUUCAGAACUGGCCAGAAAACUCUCCUGUGAAUUAUCAACAUCUUGCAAGGGCAGGGUUUUACUUUACUGGUUUGAGGGAUGUAGUGAAAUGCUUCUUUUGUGGAGGUGAAGUAGAAGGAUGGGAAUAUGGGGACACAGCUAUGGGGGAACAUAAAAAACACUUUCCAACUUGUGAAUUUGUAAAUGGGAGGACUACUAGCAAUAUAUCGUUAUUGGAGUUGAAUGAGAGACCGGAGUUUGAAAGGAAACUGAGCAGUAAGAUUGAACAGUCACAAAGAGAUAUUGAAAGACGAGCAAAGGAAAAAGAAGCAAUGCUAGAAAGAAGUGACCCUAGUGAAAUGAAAAAAGAUUUAGUAAGGCCUAAUUCUGCAAGCAGUAGUUUUUCAGCAAUGAGUGAACAAAUGGAAGAGGAGGAAGAAUCACCAGCUACAUUGUUUGGAAAAUACAACCAGGAACAUGUUCGUUUGCAGUCAUUUAAAAAUUGGCCUAGGACGAGUCCCAUAGAGCCAAGAGAUUUAGCCAAGGCUGGAUUUUACUAUGUUGGGCAGGAUGAUUCUGUUCAAUGUUUUGCUUGUUUUGGUCAAAUAAGUAGAUGGAAACCAUGUGAUGUACCUGCAGUAGAACACAAAACACAUUUCCCAAACUGCCCUUUUGUGCAAGGUUUGGAUGUAGGGAAUUUACCUAUUUCAACUCCACCAGUGAUGCAUGUGGGUAUGGCGCCGCCAAUCCGUAGUUACUCGACGCCUGGACCCAGUCCAGAUCAGUUAAGAGCUGGUCAAUUUCUGCAGCAGCAAAGGAACCUUAGGGCGUCUAAGGAACCAUUGAAUAAUUGCAAACAUCCUAAUUUUGUGCAGGAAGCUGCAAGGUUAGGAACCUUUAGGAAUUGGCCAGGAAAGCUUGGCUAUCAUCAUGUGACUCCACGUGUUCUUGCCAAGGCUGGGUUCUAUUACACAGGAUUAGUUGAUGAGUGUAAAUGCUUCUACUGUGAUGGAGGGCUCAAGAACUGGGAACCCACAGAUGAACCAUGGACGGAACAUGCCAAAUGGUUUCCAAGAUGUGAAUGGCUUAUUCAACAACGAGGGCAGGCUUUUAUUACUCACGUGCAGCAGGUCAACCCUCCACCUAUCAGCUCAGGCUAUAAAACUACAACCCAAGUCAAGAAUGAGCCGGAUUAUGCUGAGACAGAUCAUCAUUAUUAUGUUCAGCCUCUAUCGUUCCAUGAUCCUCCUAUUGGAAGAGAAGAGCCAUACUCUCAAGUCCAACCACCACACAGCUUUCAAACUUCAUACCAAGAAAGACAACCUCUACCCUCUCCACCCUUGACCAGGUCAAACAAAGAGAUGACCAUUGAGGAAGAGAAAGAAGCAGCUUUGAGGGAAUAUGAAUCCAGGCACAGAGAACCAGAAGCUGCAGCUGAAUUCAAUUUCAGACCGAAGACAAAGAAGCUUGAGGAAGCAGAACCAUCUGAUUUGAAAUCAAAGCUUGCAGAUGAGAUGAGUAAUACUGCUUCGUCCAUUGAUAAUUUUAUGGAGAGCCCUACAGCUCAGAUGGCUGUUGAGAUGGGUUACCACAAUGAUCUGAUCCGCUAUGUCGUAACCAAACACUUCAAGAAGACUGGAAAGCAAUUCUCAUCAGCUGAUGAUCUUCUUGAAUCAAUCUGGGAAGCACAAGGUCAAGGGAUUGAUCCUACUCUAUCUGUAGGCAAGGCUGUAGGAGGUCAGGAUGUAGAUUACCUUAGGAAACCACCCAAGGAGCUAGAGAGUGCCGCAGCAAGGCCAUCAAGCAUUGUCGAAAUUCAGGCAUUGAAACUUGCUGGAUUGAGCAUCCAUGAUGAUGAUGAGCCACCUCCAAGAAGAAACCCAUCUCCUAAAACUGUUGCACCGGCUACUCAUAUUGGGAGCCUGAAACCACAAACUUCUGUAUCCAGUUCUGAGUCGAGUGUUCUUGAUAAGCAGCUUUGCAAGAUCUGUUUGGAUAAUGAACUCAGUACUGUAUUCCUGCCAUGUAAACAUCUUGCUACAUGUAGUGAGUGUGCAGCAAGGGUUACUGAGUGCCCUAUGUGUAGACAACCAAUCAUUGAUUCAUUAACAGUUUACAUGCCAUGAACGUAACGCAUCAUCACAAAAUGUACACUACUAUUUCAAAGAGAAUUGUGUGUAUAGACUUUCAUUUUAUUUAUUGAUUUGGUCAUUUUUUUUUUUUUUACAAAUCUUGCAAGUAAUGAACAAUUUACAUGUAUCAUAUCAGUUAUAACACAUAAUGUUUAUAUAACAAAAAGAUUGAAGGAAAAAUAAUUCACUGUACACUUCUUUGUUUUUCCUAUUAUUAUCUUUUUUUUAUUGUAUUGUACCCGCCAACAAAGUUUGAAGGGGGUAUGUAUAGGAAUCAGCGUAUGGUCGGUCAGUCCGUUGCAAAUCUUGUGCAUCGAACUACUUUAACUCGGUUUCUAACUGAUAAUCAUGAAAUUGAUGAUUGGUAUUGAUGUAAAGAUGUGCAAGACAUAUUUUGUGUGUGUCAGAAAUCAUGCAGCCAUGGUAACUGCAUAUUAUAUGACAAAAAUUAGUUUAAAAAUUUCAGCUUCAAUUACUUCAUUAUAUACUUCAUUAUAGGCCCCAAAUUAGGUAAAAAUCUAUUGGUUCGAACCACUUGAUUAGUUUUCAACCAAGUCUCAUGAAAUUUGGCUCACACCAUGGCAUCUAGGUAAAGAUGUGCAGGACGGAAAUCGUUUUGGUAACAAUACUUCAUCAGUAAUUCUCAUAUUUUGCUCACACAUACGUCUGUAGGUAAAGUUGGGCAAGACAUAUUUUUCCUUGUGUUGGAAACUGUUGCCAUGGUAACGGCGUAGGGUGGGGUAAUAAUGACAUUCAGUGAUAGCUCUAGUUAUCUACAUGUAUUUACAGUGUACAACA
Messenger RNA from Lytechinus variegatus (green sea urchin), 3634 nucleotides. Its product is annotated as E3 ubiquitin-protein ligase XIAP-like. Lineage: Eukaryota; Metazoa; Echinodermata; Echinoidea; Temnopleuroida; Toxopneustidae. Gene Ontology annotation, cellular component: cytoplasm; nucleus. Gene Ontology annotation, biological process: positive regulation of protein ubiquitination; negative regulation of apoptotic process; regulation of cell cycle. The coding region runs from base 452 to 2830 and encodes 792 amino acids. The transcript is spliced from 8 exons. Gene Ontology annotation, molecular function: cysteine-type endopeptidase inhibitor activity involved in apoptotic process; ubiquitin protein ligase activity. The record is from RefSeq and is a predicted model, not a curated record.